Molecule: messenger RNA, 536 nt
Organism: Priapulus caudatus
Lineage: Eukaryota; Metazoa; Priapulida; Priapulimorpha; Priapulimorphida; Priapulidae
Product: elongation factor 2-like
Exons: 3
Coding region: 1-351 (116 amino acids)
Biological process (GO): translational elongation
Cellular component (GO): cytosol; ribonucleoprotein complex
Molecular function (GO): GTPase activity; translation elongation factor activity; ribosome binding
Source: RefSeq, a predicted model, not a curated record
AUGAUAGAGCCCGUCUACCUAGUCGAAAUUCAAUCAGCUAUCGGCGGCAUCUACGGAGUGUUGAACAGACGGCGUGGCCACGUCAUUGAGGAGGGACAGGUGCCAGGCACCCCGAUGUUUGUCGUGAAGGCGUACCUGCUCGUCAUGGAGUCAUUUGGGUUCACGGCGGACCUGCGAUUAAACACCGGAGGACAGACGUUCCCACAGUGCGUGUUCGAUUCCUGGCAGAUCCUUCCCGGAGAUCCAUUCGAAGAGGGCUCAAAGCCACGCACGGUUGUCAACGACUCGAGGAAACGGAAGGGCUUGAAGGAAGGCAUCCCCGACCUCGCAAAUUACCUCGACAAGCUAUAAUAACGCGCGCAGAUUUCUUCUACCCGGGGAUUAGAAAACUAUUUAAACGUGGAAGGAGUGCUCUACAUUGCUAUCAUGUCCGUGGCGAACAGGCUGUGGGUUCUCUCUCUAUGCUAGUGUUUUAUAUCUAGAUAGCAAUCCUGGUUGUACAAACUGUGUCACUCGGCCGUCAAUCAAUUUUCCUC